AUGCCCCUGUGCAGUUGUGCCGAGUACGCCUUAGUCGUAGGUCAGCUGCUAUUGCGGAAUUGUUUCAUGCCCUUAUAUACUGCAGCUCUCGCUGAUCCCCUGCUAAAGUCGCUGUCGCAGUCUCGCUACACCAGGCCUUUGCGCCGCUGUGCCCACCAGGCUGGGACAUUGCCCAGCGGGGCGCGGGGCUGCGUUCUCUCCCCCGUGACACUGUGCGGAAGGGGGAGCGGCGUUGCCACUUUGAUUUCUGAUGCAAUUCUCCACCAAAGCGCCGCCCCAAGGGCGCGGGUUGUCUGUCUCUGUGUCGCGGAGCAGAGCGAGUUCCUUGACCCCUGCGGACUCCCCUACACAGGCGUUGCCCCAGGAACAACACCCAGCGACGUACGCAACUUCUUGUCCAAGAUUGGCCAGGUCAAGGAAAUGUAUUUGCCUGUUCAUCAUUUGGAACGCACUCCACGAUCGUAUUGUUUCUUCGACUAUGAAAGAGAAUCAGACGGGGAGAGGGCGAUGAAGGAACUGAAUAACCAAAUGUUGAUGGGUUUCCGAGUGACAGUUCAAAUGGCGAACAGCGACCCUAAGACCCCAGAACAAAUGCGCACUAUUUACGAGAGAAAAGAUGAGGAAUACCCAGCUUGGACAUCUCGCUGUGACAGUGCAGCGAAGCGGUGCAUGCGCGAGCUGUCGCGGGCAGGGAGCGUGCUUGUGGCGCGCUAUUAUGCUGUAGCAGCAUUCAGGACGGAAUGCGUUUCCGUUGUCCUUUUUAUUGCAGCGAACGCAAACGCUUGUAUGACCGAAGCCCCGAGCUUAGAAGAAGGUCGCGUUCAACGCCUUCCGUGUUGCGGCGGCGAUUUAGAAGCCGAGACAGAGGCAGGAGCCCUGAUGACAGGUAUUACAGGGGCCGCAGGCGACGCUACAGCUACAGCAGUAGCAGGAGCAGAACCCGCAGCCGUAGCAGGAGCCUCAAGAGAAGAAGGAGGUCCAGCGGCGGCGGCAGGCGUCGCAGGAGCGAGCACCGCAGCAGGCACAGGAGCAGGAGGGGCCGUAGCAGCAGCCGAAGCAUCAGCAGCAGCCGCAGCAGCAGCACUGUCAGCCGCCACCACGACAGCACAAGGCGGCGCAGGCAUUCCCGUGUGA
This is a messenger RNA of Eimeria acervulina, 1134 nucleotides long. RefSeq lists its product as hypothetical. Gene Ontology annotation, molecular function: RNA binding. The coding region runs from base 1 to 1134 and encodes 377 amino acids. The transcript is spliced from 8 exons. The record is from RefSeq and is a predicted model, not a curated record. NCBI's taxonomy places the organism in Eukaryota, Apicomplexa, Conoidasida, Eucoccidiorida, Eimeriidae.